AUGCCGGCUCCCCCGGCGUACGAGUUCUCGUCGCAGCCAAGGCCGGUCAAGACGAGGCCACACAAUAAACAGCAGUCCCGACGAGACGUAGUUGGAAGCGGUGGCAACGGCAAUGGAAACGCAGGGGCCCGCUACGACCCGUUUUUCCCUAUCAAUAUCCACCACGACCCGCGGGUUGCGAGGGGCAACACGUUUGCUGGUGACAGGCGGGACGCGCAACCGUCUGCAGAACCGGGACCGAAGACAGUGGCGAAAAAAAGCAGAAAACGUCUAGGGCAAAGCCGAUCAAGGGGCUCGUCGUCGUCGUUCUUCGACACGAGGGCCAGCCAACCGGUUCUCAGAGAAGAGCUAGACCUCUCCAGGUAUCUCGUCGAACCGGGAGAUACCGCCGCUCGACCAGAGCGUGAGGCGGACACCCAAACCGACGACUUUCAGGAGAGGCCACAGACCCCAGACUUCGUACCCAAAAAGACGGGCGUGGAUGCUUGGACUCAAAUAGAGGUGUCUGACAAGCUGUUCGAUUUCGAAGCGGAGGUCCAGCCCAUGUUGGCAGUCUUGGUCGGGAAGACUCUGGAGCAAGCACGAAUGGAGGUCGAACGUGAGCACGAGCUGCUUUGCAUUCGGGAGGCGGCGACCGCUCUUGUCCACCAGCGGGCGGAAGAAGUGCAGCAGGUGCUGGAGCUCAAGCAGGCGGCGGUGGAGGCGGAGAAGAAGAAGGAGGAGCUGCGCCGGCGGCAGAGGGAAGAGGCGAACCGCCGACGCUUGGCGAAGGAGAAGGUGGCGUGCCUGCAGCUGGUGCGACAGGUGCUGCCGCUCUCGCUGGAUCGCGCGUUCGAGCAGCUGAGCGCGAAGUCGUGGGAGACGCAAAGCGUCCAACAGAUCAAAAAGGUAUUCUUGCCGUGGCUCUUCGGACGGGUCGCAGCCGACGUAGGCCAGCGUUCCUCCGUGCUCGACGCCCUGGACAGCUUGCUCGAGUCCGUCGACGAAACGGCGGAGACCGCCAGGAAUCAACGGAUACAAGACAGGGACCGAGAAGCGGAGGCCCGCAGGGAGGCCGCACGCGUGGCGCGCGAACGGGUGAUCAGGCUGUUUGUACCCGGGGAGGUGGUCGGGGGAGAGGAAGGCGAACGGCUCGGCCCCGUCGCCGUCAAAGCGGGAGAGACGGUCAAGGCUGCGGAGGCCAAGGUGGCCAGAUGGCUCGCCAAAGAGAGAGAAACGGGGGAGCUUGAGGAUCCGCAGGGGGGUUUCCUAGGAGGUUACUUGCGAGAGGCGAGGAGGAAGGGGGGUGGUCGUCGGGUAGGGCAGGGGUCUAUGCUCCUUGACUUGCAGGUGAUGUUGGGCGCGCCGAGUGACGAAGUCGUCCUUCGAAGCAACUUCGAGGGGACGCAGUAG
This is a messenger RNA of Ectocarpus siliculosus, 1392 nucleotides long. Lineage: Eukaryota; Phaeophyceae; Ectocarpales; Ectocarpaceae. The record is from the annotation of a GenBank genome assembly.